This is a messenger RNA of Anopheles coustani, 2007 nucleotides long. RefSeq lists its product as uncharacterized. The transcript has 5 exons. The coding region runs from base 1 to 1563 and encodes 520 amino acids. Lineage: Eukaryota; Metazoa; Arthropoda; Insecta; Diptera; Culicidae. The record is from RefSeq and is a predicted model, not a curated record.
AUGGGAUACUUUUCCAAACGAAACAUAUUUAUCUACUGCUGCGUUUCAGCAUGUUUGUCAUUGCUCACCUACCUGGUGGCGUUCUCUUGCGAAAUCUCCUGGAUACUGGAGGCCCGAGGGGACCUGCCCAUACCGGCCUAUCUGUUGUGUGCCCAGUAUUUCAUUCUCUUCAUUUCGUCCGCAAUCUUGAUACACGGCCUGUCAACGGCCAUCUCGUGGGGUCUGCUCAGCUGGUCGAUCAUUAUCGGUGUGCUGUCGGUACCGGAACUGGCACUAGUCAUGUAUAUGACCAUACAGUAUUGGGGUCUACAAUCGGCGCACGGGCUAACGGAAUUAAUUGGAUAUUUAAUACGUUUAAUAGUCAACUGUUUGGCACUGCUGUGCGUUAUUCCUACAGCACUCAGAUGGCGACAGGAGAAGAAAGUAUUAUCCCAGCUCGAAUCGCUGGCAUCGCGACUUCAGCUGACGACCCCUACACCGACCACGCCGUUUAACACCACCAACGGCAUGAAUUCGCUGCGUGCGAGCAAGAGAAGCACCCAGGGUGGCCCGGGAGUGGCCAGCCGGCGCCCAUCGACCGGCUUCGACAACCCCGGCUACGUACCGCACGAAAACGCCUCCAUGGACAUCGUCCAGCAGUACACGGCGUACAACAAUCUGUACGGUUCGCAGAGCGAGUUCAACGCCAGCAUCUUCGGGCUCAAUCCGUCCCAGUACAUCGGGCCACCGCCGCCGCCGAUUGUGAACGAGUGCAAAAAGACACAAUCGCUGCUCGACCUACGCUUUAUCUUUCCACCAAAGUUUCUCACCACGCAUGCCACGAUCAGUGAGAAGAAGUCCAAAGAAUCCACGCCGGCCGGCGACGAACCGGACAGCGUGACGCUGCACAACAACCUGAAGAACCAGAUUCACAACAAACUGCACGACGUGCCGGAGAACGGGACGCUCCGACAGGGCUUGGCGGGAGGACGCGAAAAGGACACCAACGCGUCGAUCGAUCAGCACUCGGGCACGGUGGCCAUCUCGGGAGACGCGCCAAACGAUCCCAUCUACCACACGAUCGAGUCGACCAAGAACAACAAAAUCCUCGGACGCAAUUGUGUCUCGCUGGAGAACCUGGGCAACAUCACGUUCUCCGAGUCACCGCUGCCGGUGAAGAAACACGACCUACCGUACUACCGGUACGGGCACAAUCUGCUCAAGAACUACGCCAUGAACCCGUGGAACGUGCUCGCCUACAAUCCGGCCUACAGCGCCUACCCGCCGGCGUACUAUCACUACCACCUCAUGAACCCGUAUCAUCUGUACCAAUUGCAGAACCACCAGCAGCAACAUGCGGGCCACUUCCCCGGCGCCGGAAGUCCCAUGCCCCCGGGAGGCUACUUUGCGGGGCAUCCGCACGCAGGUCCGCACGGUGUGCCGGGUGGUCCCGCUAGCUACGGCAAAAAUCACUCCCACCUAACGAGCUACGGCUACGGCAACAACCUAUACCCGAACGACAGUCGGCAGUCUCUGGGCAACGAAUCGGAUGACUUUCGAAAGUACCGCGAUGUGGCACUAUAGUCCGUAACACCCGGGUCACACAAUGGACGCGGUGUAGCCGUAGUAGCAGUAGCAAUAGGUUGUUAUUACCAUGCCAAACCAAGGGACAGAGCAAUAUGAUUAUGAGUAGACUGUGGAUGAACAUUCCAAACGGUAGCCGAAUGUACUGGAAAUACUCAGUUGUAAGAUUUAGCAUGUAAGAGGGCGAGAAAAUUAAAACAAACGACCACCUUGAAUACACGUGGAAAUGAAACCGGAUAGAAGACCGUAACGACUCAGUUACCUCAUGGGGGCAAAAGGGCGAACACUGGAAAGGGUUUUGUUUUGGUAGACUUUUACUUUUCGUACUAAUCAAGGACCUCAGCUACCUUCGAAUACCGUUCUUGUACAGGAACCUGAAGUGAUUACGAAGAAUGUUAUUUAUUAUACACUAGCAUAGUAUUAUUAAUACAACGGAAAGACGAU